Messenger RNA from Phalaenopsis equestris, 663 nucleotides. RefSeq names its product NAC domain-containing protein 43-like. The record is from RefSeq and is a predicted model, not a curated record. Bases 1 to 663 code for a protein of 220 amino acids. The transcript is spliced from 4 exons. Gene Ontology annotation, biological process: regulation of DNA-templated transcription. Gene Ontology annotation, molecular function: DNA binding. NCBI's taxonomy places the organism in Eukaryota, Viridiplantae, Streptophyta, Magnoliopsida, Asparagales, Orchidaceae.
AUGAGCAUCUCCAUCAAUGGCCUCUCGAAAGUUCCUCCUUGCUUCCGCUUCCACCCCACAGAAGAAGAACUCCUCGCCUAUUACCUUAAAAAGAAGGUAGCAUCAGAGAACAUAGACCUCAAUGUUAUCCAUGAAAUUGAUCUCAAUAAACUCGAACCUUGGGACAUUCAAGAGAAAUGCAGAAUUGGAUCGAGGGAUGAGAAUGAUUGGUAUUUCUUCAGUCACAAGGAUAAGAAGUAUCCGACUGGAACGAGAACUAAUAGGGCCACGGCUGCUGGAUUUUGGAAGGCUACUGGUAGGGAUAAGGUUAUCAAUGCCUGCUGCUUUAAGAGGAUUGGGAUGAGGAAGACGCUGGUUUUUUACAGAGGUAGGGCGCCUCGUGGAGAGAAGUCUGAUUGGAUCAUGCAUGAGUAUCGCCUUGAUGAGCAUGAGCUCCAUGGAUCUGACUGCCAAUCCAAUUUUGCCCAAGAGGACGGAUGGGUGAUAUGCCGAGUUUUCAAGAAGAAGAGCACCCGCAAGCUCAUCAACGACCAAAUCACCCGCUUGCCUUUCACCGCAACUGAAGUUCUGACUGUCGAUUCUGUAUUGACAAAUGCUAACGUUGACUCUGAGAAUGAUGCGAUGAUUGUGGACCAUGAUGCGAUCAAGGGAAUGAAUACAUGA